CCUAGGCAUCGUGGACAAGAUGAGGCACGGCAUCGAGAAGCCUUUCGGCGGGAUGUCCUGGGCUUACCCAGCGCCAUCAAUGUGUGGCUUUUUGCGCAACUGGAAGGAAACGCAACAGCCCCUCAAGUCUUGACUACCAACGCAUCCGUCUUUGGUGAUGUCUUGAACAUUGACUAUGUUGAGUGCUCUGUUCGUUCGAUCUGGCAGCCUGGUGCCAUUUACAGACCUUUUCAUGAACCAUCCAUCUAUUCCCUCACUCUCGCUGUUCACCUACCGACUCCAACUAGUGUGAGGCUUCUCCCACACAUCACAAGCCCUCCCAUCAUCCUGGAUACCUACACUGGUGAAGAUUAUGAGAUCGAAGCCCCCGACUGGGUUUCACACCUCGAUUCCACUCUGCGUCACUUCUGGCAGCCCCACGCCCACAUCGUGGAACUGGUGGCGAGUCUCUCGCUUACCGCUGACAAUGUUCAUGGUGCUCGUCACCUUGUCCGAUGGUGCACGGCACUGUCAGUAUGUAGCCUACCUCAUUUUAUUCUAUUCUAUUUGCUAAUCUACUAUUAG
This is a messenger RNA of Desarmillaria tabescens, 564 nucleotides long. RefSeq lists its product as uncharacterized. The record is from RefSeq and is a predicted model, not a curated record. NCBI's taxonomy places the organism in Eukaryota, Fungi, Basidiomycota, Agaricomycetes, Agaricales, Physalacriaceae. The transcript has 2 exons. The annotation marks the transcript as partial.